Messenger RNA from Erinaceus europaeus (western European hedgehog), 1526 nucleotides. RefSeq names its product sirtuin 4 (gene SIRT4). The transcript is spliced from 5 exons. NCBI's taxonomy places the organism in Eukaryota, Metazoa, Chordata, Mammalia, Eulipotyphla, Erinaceidae. The record is from RefSeq and is a predicted model, not a curated record. Bases 12 to 947 code for a protein of 311 amino acids. Gene Ontology annotation, molecular function: NAD+ binding; NAD-dependent protein lysine deacetylase activity.
UUCUCCCUAGAAUGAGGCUGAGUUUGGGCCUGGGUUUCAAGCAGGGGAAAGGACGCCUGGCGGUGACACAUAGCCAGCAGUGUUCCACGGGGCUCUUUGUGCCACAGAGCCCUCCGCUGGACCCUGAGAAGGUUAGAGAACUGCAGCGCUUCAUCAGUCUUUCCAAGAGACUCCUGGUGAUGACCGGGGCAGGCGUGUCUACCGAGUCGGGGAUCCCAGACUACAGGUCGGAGAAGGUGGGCCUUUAUGCUCGCACGGACCGCAGACCCAUCCAGCACCGGGACUUCAUUAGCAGCGCGCCCGUCCGCCAGCAGUACUGGGCCAGGAACUUCGUGGGCUGGCCUCGCUUCUCGUCCCACUUGCCCAACUCUGCACACCAGGCACUGAGCAGCUGGGAGCGGCACGGGAAGUUGUACUGGCUGGUGACGCAGAACGUGGACGCCUUGCACACCAAGGCAGGGAGCCAGCGCCUGACGGAGCUCCACGGCUGCAUGAACAGAGUCCUCUGUUUGGACUGUGGGGACCAGACCCCUCGAGGGCUGCUGCAGGAGCGCUUUGAGGUCCUGAACCCCACUUGGAGCGCCGAGGCCCACGGGCUGGCUCCUGAUGGCGAUAUCUUCCUCUCGGAAGAUCAGGUCCAGAGCUUUCAGGUGGCAUCUUGUGCUCGCUGCGGAGGCCCCCUGAAACCAGACGUCGUCUUCUUUGGGGACACAGUGCACCGCGACAAGGUGGACUUUGUGCGCAGGCGAGUCCAGGAGGCUGACUCUCUCCUGGUGGUGGGCUCCUCCUUGCAGGUGUACUCUGGCUACCGGUUUAUCAUCACUGCCCAGGAGAGGAAGCUGCCCAUCGCCAUCCUGAACAUCGGGCCUACGCGCUCAGACCAUUUGGCAUGUCUGAAACUGGACUCUCGCUGUGGGGAGCUGCUGCCUUUGAUAGACCCCCGCUGACCGGGCCUGCGGGUCCUGAGUCCGAAGCUGUGACCUCUACUGGAAUCCUGUUGUCACAGAUCCCAAAGGACUCCUUCCUCGGCAGCUGCUCCAAGGAAUGGAAGUGCAACCUAAGUGCAACCUGCAGAGGGCAGCAAACCAACAUCUCUGCCAGCCUGUCUCCACAGCACAGGGCUGGUUUCAGAACCAAUGAAGUUCAAGGUCUUCAGGCUGAUGAAAUUUGAUCUCCAAGAAAGACAUUUUUAAAACAGCACCUCAGGGCCCUUUUUAUCUCAUCAGGUAGAAGUGAUCUGAGAAGCACGUCAACCAGAAUGGUUUCUGGAUGGCUAACCUGAGGCAGGAUCUGAUUUUAAAUCCAAACAGUUAAGUGUCUCUACUGGAAGCAUUGAUGUACCUCUUUUUUUAAUAAGAUGAGCACUGUUUUUUUUUUUACUAAUCAAGGAAUAAAUGACUAAUUUUCCAAUAACAUGUGUGAACUGAGCUUAUCUUCUUUUUUUCUUUUUCCUUUUAAAAAACAUUUACUAACGAGAAAGAUAGAAGGAGAGAGACAGCAAGAACCAGGUAUCACUCUGGUUCAUG